This is a messenger RNA of Dunckerocampus dactyliophorus (ringed pipefish), 8782 nucleotides long. It is a transcript of the gene tbc1d4, whose product is annotated as TBC1 domain family, member 4. The coding region runs from base 958 to 4692 and encodes 1244 amino acids. Lineage: Eukaryota; Metazoa; Chordata; Actinopteri; Syngnathiformes; Syngnathidae. The record is from RefSeq and is a predicted model, not a curated record. The transcript has 23 exons.
AUCAUUUCUGUGUUUGGAUGUUGCUGCACGUUUGCCCCGGGGCUGGGGGGCAAAAAUGUGUAAUAUAACGAGAAAAAACAUAAACUUUGAUCGUAAUGACUAAUAAUAACACAAAAACUUUGUUUUUAAACAUAUGUGUUUAAACCCCCACCCAAACUUCUUACAGAAUUUAAAUGAUCAAAACUGAGAGCCUUUGUUUUUUCAAUAUGUGGCCCUCAGUUGAAAAGGUUUAGACACUCACGCUCUAAAUCUCUAAACAAUCCAGGCCAGGCAAAAUAUGGGCCUAAGCAUACAUGGAAAAUAUGCUGUACUUGUAGACCGAGUAUUAAAAUAAAUAACAAAUAGUAAUUAUGGUGUUUUAUGGCAACUGAUUAGCAGUGUGUUACUUACAUCGGAAAUUGUAAGUUGCUUCGGCAAAAUGAUCGGUUUACAUGGUGUGAUAUCGUAAAUGCUGGGUAUCGACCUCCGCUUGCUGUCACGUUUCUACACAGGCCCCGCCCCUCAGCGAGCACAUGUGCCGUGUGCUGGGCGGGGUCGAGGAGAGAGACACAUGGCGGGCUCCGCCUCUCUCCUCCAGACAAGACGCCAGUGUGGAAGAAAGAGAAAGGAAAGAAAGACGGCACUAAAGCAUUAAUAUUUGGGAUUUUUGAAGCAGAAUCGGAAUAUGACCAUUGCCGGCUCUGUACGUGCGGACCCGGAUGUUGGCUUUGUGGACGUGAUGUGCUCCUGGAGACAGUAAAGCGCGUCAAGGCAGUAUUGUGUUUACAUUGGGAGCCACGUUUUGUGUAGCCCAGGACACACAACACAUGCAAGGGAAUCUAACCAUAAAACUUUUCUUUUAGCCGACUAUUGCAUGACACACAAAGGGCUGCAAACUAACCACAUUUGCGCCUAUCGGGGAGUGGCAGCAGCAUUCUUUUAACAAACUUUUUUUAAGCGCAGCCACAGCUGUCCAACAUGGAGCCCCCCCAGGGCGAGAAGGACAAGCGCUUCGCCCUUACCUACAUCGGCUGGUCGACCCUGGACCGCCGCACCACGUUGCCCAUGUUACCGUGGCUGGUGGCUGAGAUCCGGCGGAGAAGCGAGAGGGGCGACUGCGGCCCCGCCAUGCAGCCCCGUGAGGUGCAGCUGGUGCUGCACAGCCCCUUACUCCGCUGCGUGCCCAGCUCAUCCUCCUCCUCCUCUUCCAACAACUACUCGGUCUUCAUCUUCGAGCACAAGGCGCAGUACAUCUCCCGUUUCCUGCACAACAGCAAUGACCUCACCUACUUUGCCUACCUGCUGCGGGCCCACCCUGACAACCCGGAGGCCGAGAUGUCCUGUCACGUGUUCAAGGCCGGAGACCCCAACCAGGUGCCUGAGGUGAUCAGCAGCAUUCGCCAAGUGUCCAAAUCGGCCCUAAAGGAAGACACCAAACCAAAACAGGAAGCCGACGAGGCAUUCUACAACUCCCAGAAGUUUGAAGUUCUCUAUUGUGGCAAGGUGACGGUGGGACACAAAAAGGCUCCGUCCACCCUCAUUGAUGACUGCAUCGAUAAGUUUCACCAGCAUGAGGUGAAGCGUAAACGCCUUCUCAACGGCCAGAGAGGCUCCGUGGAAAAGGUUCCUGUGGAGUUCACUAUAGGCGGGGAAGGAGAUCCGCUCUCCUCGACCCUGAAUGAGAAGACUGAACAGCCAGAAGAUCUGAAAGGGGACGACUUCUCUGGCCUAUCCAGCAGCGCCAGUCAGAGCAGCCUGAGAGGAACGUUUCCUGAGUGCAUCCUGGAGGAUUCGGGCUUUCAGGAACCACAGGAGUUUCGCACGCGCUGCAGCAGCAUGGCAGGAAGUCUGCAUUGGAAGCCCAGCGAAGGUCCUGUCACGAUUGACACUGCACGCCGCAGACACGCUAGCGCUCCAAACCACGUUCAGCCGUCCGAUUCGGACAAAAACAGAACCAUGCUCUUCCAGGUCGGCCGUUUUGAAGUCAACCUCAUCAGUCCAGACAGCAAAACAGUGGUGCUGGAAAAGAACUUCAAAGAUAUUUCAUCCUGCUGUCAGGGUAUCAAGCAAACGGAUCAUUUUGGAUUCAUCUGUCGCGACCUGUCUGAACCUGGUCCCGGUCAGUAUGUGUGCUUCGUCUUCCAGUGCGCCAGCGAGUCCUUGGUGGACGAGGUGAUGCUAACCCUGAAGCAGGCCUUCAGCACAGCAGCUGCCUUGCAGAGCAACAAGACUCAGAUCCAGUUAUGCGAGGCCUGCCCCAUGCAUGACCUGCACAAGCUCUGCGAGCGUAUUGAAGGCCUCUACCCACCUCGGGCAAAGCUCGCCAUCCAGAAAUAUCUCUCUCAGCUGGCUGACAAUGAGCAAGUGGACAUAUUUGAACGAGUUCAGAGACUGAAGCCCAAUUCAGACCAAGAGGAGAAUGAGCUGGUCAUUCUGCAUCUUAGACAGCUUUGUGAAAGCAAGCAGAAAACACAUCUCCAUAUUGGAGAGACCCCCCAGAAUGUGGCAAACAACACGUCGGCGGGGGACGGCGCAUCCACGGGCAGCCGCUUCAAACUGGACAUCCUUAAAAAUAAAGCUCGCUCGUCCCUCACCAGCUCUCUGGAGAACAUCCUGGCUAGGGGGGCCAGCCGGAUGCGAGGCCGUUUGGGAAGCAUGGGAAGCAUGAGCAGCUUUGAAAGACAGGAUGAGGAAUCCACAGAUAUUUCUCCGCCGGUGUCCCCGCCUCCUUUCCCAGACGACGACCCGGAAGCCGGCCUGCAGUUCCGUCGGCGUGCUCACACCUUCAGCCAUCCGCCCGUGAAGAAGCGCAUCUCCUUCGAAGGCCCGUCCAGCGGCCAGGUGAAGCCGGCGCCUCUGCGGAGGCAGCAGUCGGCCACCCCGGAAGCGCUGCAAAGCAGUCCCGUGGCCGUGUCGAGAACGCGCAGUUUGUCGGAGAGCCAGUCCUUCAGCCUCCCCUCCUCCUUCUCCACUCCCACUUUCCUGAAAAGCUUUUACCAGGGCUCGCUGGGCUCCCUCAGCUCGCUGACAGACAGCGGGAGCCUCAAGAGCAUCAAUUGCGAAGGUCGGAAGAGGACGCUUUCAGGCUGCAGCAGUGACUCUGUGAGCGGAGCCCCGCCUCCGAGCCCUCGGAGGGUCUCCUGGAGGCAAAAGAUCUUCCUGAGGGUCGCCUCACCCAUAAACAAGCCCUCCAUGCAUGACUCAGACCAGUCGGAUGCCAGGGAGCUGUUGCCGCUCUCCCCUCGCGCCCCGGACUCACACGAGGACCCUCUGGGGCGUCGCCUGGCGGGGGAGCAUCCAAAGAGGACGGCGGCGGACUACAGGGUGUUGUGGAAAACCGCCAUCCGCCAGCAGAUUCUGCUGCUACGCAUGGAGAAGGAGAACCAGAGACUGGAGGCGAGCAGGGAUGAGCUGCACAUUCGCAAGAUGAAGCUGAGCUACCAGGAAGUGGGCCCCGACUCCAAAGAGGCGCAGGCGCUGUGGGAGAAAAAACUGACGGCACCGGGAAGAACCACGGUCCUGCAGGACAAGGACCAGCUGUACCGUUCACUCUGCCAAGGUGUUCCCAAAAGUCGUCGUGGGGAGGUGUGGCUGCUGCUCUGCCAUCAGCACCGGCUGUGUCACAGACUUCCUCAGCGCCAGCACGCCCCCGACAUCCCUUACAGGGACCUCCUGAAGCAGCUCACCGCCCAGCAGCACGCCAUUCUGGUGGAUUUAGGCCGGACCUUCCCCACCCAUGAGUACUUCUCAGCCCAGCUCGGUGCUGGACAGCUUUCCCUUUAUAACCUGCUUAAAGCCUACUCUCUGCUGGACACGGAGGUGGGCUACUGUCAGGGCGUCAGCUUCGUGGCGGGUGUGUUGCUGCUGCACAUGAGCGAGGAGCAAGCAUUCGACGUGCUCAAGUUCCUCAUGUACGACCUUGGCAUCAGACGCCAGUAUAAGCCUGACAUGGUCUCUCUGCAGAUCCAGAUGUACCAGCUCUCUAGACUGCUCCACGACUACCACCGUGACUUGUACAACCACCUGGAGGAGUACGAAAUCUGCCCCAGCCUGUACGCGGCGCCCUGGUUCCUCACGCUGUUCGCCUCUCAGUUCCCCCUUGGCUUUGUGUCUCGCAUCUUUGACUUUCUGUUCAUCCAGGGCUCGGAGGUGAUCUUCAAAGUGGCCCUCUGUCUCCUGAGAAGCCACCAAGGGGAGAUAGUGGAGUGCGACAGCUUCGAGAGCAUCGUGGACUACCUGAAGACGACGAUUCCCACACUCACGCACACUCAGAUGGAGCAGACCAUCGCCAAGGUGAUGGAGAUGGACAUCUCCAAGCAGCUCCACACGUACGAGGUGGAAUAUCACGUGCUGCAGGAUGAGAUGCUGGAAAGCGGAGCGCCGCUGCCUGACGACCUGGAACGCUUGGAGAAGCUGGAGAAAACAAACGUGCAGCUGAAGAAGCAGAACAUGGAGCUGCUGGAAAAACUUCAGGCGGCCCGGCAGAAGAUCCAAACCCUGGAGACCAACGUGGAGAACUUCCUGUCGCGUGAGAGCAAAAUGAAGCACGUGAUCCGCUCUCUGGAGCAGGAGAGAGCGUCCCACCAGAAGACCAUAGAACGCAUGCGCUCCUGCCUUCCCCCCGAUGCCCUGACAGAUGUGGAGAUGACCCACAUCAAAACGGGACCCAACGGGAAAGCCAAAGCUGGUGCCAAGAAAGGGGCUGGCGACUGAUGUGGGACAGUCUGGACCUGAGACAUGAAAUGUCAUCGUGUUUGGAGGUACAGUACCAGGGCGUACAGUCGCAGUCCGUUUUUGGUACUCGGUGCACUCAUACGACUAAAUAUUGGACUUAAAGGAAAACUGAUUGGAUUGUUGCCCAUCAUCCUCAAUCCUUAUGUGAGACAUGAACACAUACCUGUAUGUCUUUCUCUUUUUUGUGCUUUCUAAAGGUAUAAAAACAGCUAAAAAGACUUGGCUAAGAAUGCACAUAUGGGAAACACUUAGCUCGCAUAUAAAGCCUUCUGAAAAAACCUCCAAAAAGCGCCAACAAUGUUCCAUUUGCGUAUAAUGCGACAUUGUUAUUAUUAUUACAAACACUGUUACGCCGAUCGAACUACGUUACUGGCGCAUUGACACUUCACCACACCAUGCCGGCUAGCGACCUAGUGACCUAGCUUCAUCACACACUCGCCCGCAGCGCUAAUGCUUCAAAGUACCAAGAAACUGGUUAAUACUGAACAUGGUUACUGCAUGUACAGUAUAUAAAACCAGAAGACAUUUUUGUUGGUUUUUGGAGGUGUUUUAAUAGCGAUCCCAUUACAUGCAGUAAGGAACUGUCUAUUUGUAUCUGUUUUUAUAUCUUUACAACGCACGCAAAAGAGAAAGAAGUGUGUUCAUGUCUCACAUAAGGAUUGAGGAUGAUGGCAAAAUUCCAGAAAAAAGUGCAGUUUUCCUCUCAAGGUUCAGUGGAACCUUCAAGGUCAGUUCCAGGGGAGCAUUCCUCACAGGAAAUCAUGGAAAUAGAAAUAAUCCGCUCCAGUAUCAAACUGUGGCCACCGUUAAACCUUUAUGAACUAAAUUAGUGUAACAUUCUUACCUACUUUCUUCUAACCGUAGAACCGUAUUUAACUGCCUCGGCAAAGGCAAAGGCAGGAUAUUGCCUCAACUGUGUGCAACCCUGUCCCGUCAGGAUGAAAUAGCCUUUACACACAGGCAUUUUCCUGCCUCUGCCACAACUCUGAUGUUCCUUCCAAAUUGGAAAAUUCCUGUGCCGAUUUUGUACCAUUCAUGUGUCGUGUCGGUGCCUUUUACUCAAAACAGUCAAAAUCGGAAAAUUAAAAGGGGCCGAUUGUUGCUGAAGGUGCAAUGCAUCUUUUUUUUUUUUUUUUUUUUUAACAAUCUUCAGUGUCAUGCAAAUGUUUAAAAAAGUUAACUGUUGGAAUUGGAAUAAAUGGAGCAAAAAAAAAAAAAAAGUUAGGUUAAGUUGGAUGCUCGCUGAACUGAGGUCUGGCGGGAUUUAGUGAUGUUUUGCAUGAUGCCAUUCAUGUCCAGGGUCCUUCUUUUGGAACAAGUCUCACAAAAAGCCAAAGAAAAAGUUGAUCUUUUGUUGCUUGCUCAACAAGCAAAGAAACUUUCGCAGCAAUAAUUACUUUCAACGAAACGAGGCGUGAGACGUGAGUGUUGGGUGUUCAGUUCAAUUCCCCCCCCCCCCCGGCCGUGGUGGCACCCUGUUACCACUCUCAUACGACCUCCCAAGCUGGGAAAUUGGAGCGUCAACAAUCAAAUAUAGCAUUGAUGUUUUUUUCUUUUAUACGGAAUGCUGACGUGGGGAAAAGAAGAGUAAAAAUAGCGGAGAAGGAGCUAUUGUCAAUGAAGCUGUAAUGCAUGCAUGUCGUCCUGAUCUUACAAGUGUAAGAAGAAGUUAAGCACGAAACCUGGCAAAUGCGGGGAACAUGCCGCAAUCGUGUGUGCUUUUGCACAGCGACACACCGAGCCGCGCUCAGAUCAUUACAUGACGUCAGCGCCCACGACAAUUGCUUUCAACACAACAGGGUGGGUAAGCAUCGGGUGCUGAUCCUUUGAUGUUCACUGAACUGAGGUCCCUGUAUGUUUUUUUUUUUUUACAUUCGUAACCAUCAUCCAAGUUUAAAAAGAAGUUGGAAUUGGAAUCAACGAAGCAAAAAAAUGAGGUCUGGAAAGAUUUGGUGAUGGCAUCCAUGUCCGACCUCAGUGGCGUUCCACUGUAACCUUUCGUACCUGUUGCAGAGUGUUCCUCAGCUGCCGAGUGGCAGAACCUACCCCAGUGACAAGGCACUGUGCCCCCUGCUGGUACAACAAUGUACCACAAUAUGAACAUCAGCCGUUGGGCUCUUUCAGCUGUCAAAGGGGAUUUAUUUGAAGUAGCUUGUCAUAAAGUAUCUUUUUGUUGCUGUUGAAUGUCUCUGUCGUCCAAAGAGUGAUAACAUUCAACGUUAUCAGGCAGUCGGUGUGUCUCCUCUGGAGGAGGAAGUGUCUCUUUUGCAAAAACUCAGACAGGAUGUGAGGUCGUCUGCCUCGUAGGCUUCCUGUGUGACUGACCGCAGUGUCGCCUCCAGACAGACACCACCCCACCCGCACCCCCACGCUUAUGCUCGCAUUGAACUGUUUUGCUUUCGACAGGUUUGGGGGGGGGGGUUACACGUAUUAAAGCCACAUUGAAAAGAAAAAACUAAACGAACGAUGAGAAUAUUUCGUAAUAACAUGAGAGACAAAACUCUGAAUUUAAAUUAAAGAAAUAAAUUGCAACUCAAACAAAAAGAUGUCGAUACCAUGAGAGUUAUGUAAUAUUUUGAAAAGAAAGUUAUACUUUUAGGUUGGUGUGAGUAUUCUGACAAACAGUCCUUCGAGUUAUUCUGGUAACGUUACGACUUUCUCUUAAAAAAAAAACUAAAAACAUCGUAGACUUUUUGUUAAAUUGAUAAGUAGAUACUUGGCACUGACGUCGAAGAGAAAUUUGAAAGUUCCUUCUUUAUUCUUGUAAUAUAACGCAAAAGAAAAACAUUGUUACUAUGGGAAUAAUGUCGUGUGGGAAGUUUUUUUUUUCCCCCCAGAAUAUUAUCAUAUGUAUUUUAUUAGAAUUCUAUAUUAUGUUUGUCAUGACAUUGUGAUUUUUUUCAUUCAUUUUCUUCACUUCAUUUUUUAUGCUUUUUUGGGGGAUUAAAAAAUGACUUUUUCCGUGUACUAAUGAGACUAUUUUUGAUAAUAUUCUUGCAGAAUUACAUUUUUUUGCUUGAAAUUUUAAAAUGGUCUUUUUUUUUUUGUUUUUUGAAAAUACUUUUUUUCUGUCAGAAUUUUAAGUUUGGGAUUGCCUGCCUUGUACUUCUUACUUUGGACACUUGGUGGUGCUGUUUUGAAAAAAGCUCCAGCAAUGGUUGGAAGAAGAGUGGUGUUAUUGAUAGGGGAUGUGAUGGAUGGAGAAAGGUUGGGACACCGCUGGGCUACGUUUAAACUCAUUAUACACAAAAUACAUAUGGUGUGUAAACAGGAGUUCACAACAUUCAGCAAGGGAUUGAAGUUGGUCACAUGAUCAGUCUCAGACAUGAGACGUCGGAAGUGAGAACUUUCAGGUUUCUGUUUCACAGAAGGUGUUUUGCGUUUGAAAGUGCCAGUCGCCGUCUCCUCGCGCUCCGCUUUGGUUUCCACGUUUGACUCACCUUGUUGCGGUCCUGACUGACAGUCAAACACACUGAAGUCUGCUGGCCUUCCCGUCCUCGUCAGUCUUGGUCUUAUUCUCACUUUUCACGUCCAAGAGAACAUGUUGUUCUGCUAAGUGGUUUUUCUGCAUACAUUCAGCAGCACUUGCCUUAUUGAUCAUGAUCACUUUGGAUGAUCUACACUUUUUGUGCUGCACAGAAACUCAACCAAAGUGUUUGGAUCGUUUAAAAAAAAAAAAAAAUCAGCGAAUGAAUGAAUGGGAGAACGUGUUUUGUAUGUUCACUUUUGAUUAAAGCUUGAAAACCAAAUAUUGGAGUCUUUAUUGACCGUCAUUUUAUAUGAGGGUGACACUGAAAAAGAAAAUAAAUGACCUCGUUAAAAUUUUAUUUUAAGAUUUUUCUGGUAAUUUUUUUUUUUUUUUUUUCAUGGACAUUUUUUUUUCGUGGAAAAACGUUUUCCUUGCACUAUUACGACUUAUUAUUAUUUUGGUAACAUUGUGACUUUUUCCUCAAAGAAAUAUGGUUUCUCGUAAAAAUGUCAAAUGUAUUAUUUGUUUGUUGGAAAGUAUUGAUUCUUGUAACUUGUAACAUGCUUUUCUCCUAAUACAAUUACUUGACAUUGCAGUGUA